GAGCGCAAGUGCUUUUCCUUGACUGUUGACGCUUUCUCGUGACAGUUCCAGGACUUUGGAAAGUGGCUGCCGGGUGAUUUAUUUAUUUUUUUUACAGUCUUGCGCACUCCUCCAGUACGUUCCAGAGAGUGGAGCCGCUAUAAAAGGAGAGCCGCGGGAGGGGUGGGCCAUUGGCUCCUUUUUUUGGUGCUUUGGACGUGGACGGCGAUGCGCCAGCCGCUGGACAAGUUGCCGAGCUUCUGUUGACUUGGAUCGGACAUGGCGGAGGGAGACUUUUACACCGUGGGCGGGCGGCAGAGGUUCCCGCGCGACCCCUUCGGCGAGUCGAUGGCCUCACGCUUCCUGGCGGAGGACGACUUUGGCAUGCCGUCCUUCCCGGACGACCUGUCCAUGGACUGGCCCGGCUGGGCCCGGCCGGGCCGGCUGAGCUCCCGCCUUGGCUCGUCGACGCCGCCCUUCGGGAGCGGCCUGCGGGCGGCCUUCCCGGAACGCCGGCGGUCGCAUUGUGGAAGUGUCAGAUUUGUUGUCCUCUUCCCGACAGGAAAACAUGAAGAGAAGCAGGAGGAAGGAGGAAUCGUCACAAAGAAUUUCACCAAGAAGAUCCAGAUCCCGACGGACGUGGACCCCCUGACGGUGUUCGCCUCGCUCUCUCCCGAGGGCGUGCUCAUCAUCGAAGCUCGCCAAACGCCGCCGUAUUACCUCUUCAGCGACGACGCGCCGCCGCCGCCGCCUCCACCUGAGGAGGACGCCGACUCCGCCCUGAAGCUCCAAGAGGCGGCGGUGCACUAGACAAGCACCGCCCACUCUCUUCUUUACCUCCAUUGUAGCAGAUGAUAGGAAAUGUUUUGAUUUGCUUUUUUUAAACAGGGUUGCACGUUGUUGCGCAAUACCAUGACAUCAUCCAAAGAAUUGAUAUGAACAUUUUGGCGCCACUCCUUGCUGUCAUGUGUCAAUGUGU
Messenger RNA from Hippocampus comes (tiger tail seahorse), 958 nucleotides. It is a transcript of the gene hspb8, whose product is annotated as heat shock protein b8. Gene Ontology annotation, molecular function: protein homodimerization activity. Gene Ontology annotation, biological process: cellular response to unfolded protein. Gene Ontology annotation, cellular component: nucleus; protein folding chaperone complex; cytoplasm. The record is from RefSeq and is a predicted model, not a curated record. The coding region runs from base 259 to 789 and encodes 176 amino acids. The transcript is spliced from 3 exons. NCBI's taxonomy places the organism in Eukaryota, Metazoa, Chordata, Actinopteri, Syngnathiformes, Syngnathidae.